ACCGUUACGUAAAAUUUGUAGCAGAAUUUAAAUUCUGACUAAACGUAAAUAUUUAUGCAAUUUUAUUGACAAAUUACGAUUGAUUUCAAUUGUUCCUGAUUAUAUAUAUCAAAUGUUUGUCACAUGAUUCUGAAAAUAAAAUUUUAUUAAUUGUCAUUAUGAGUGGAAUUAAUAUGGCGAGAACUAUAUUUGAAAAUUUUCAAGAAGAAAGUAGGAUGUCCUCUGUAGCUCUUCAUCAAGCAAAUAACCGUAUAAAAGAUCUAGAAAAACAGGUGCAAGAUUAUCAAAAGAUUAAAAGUAUCCUGGAAGAUAAAAUUCGUUUAGGUUCUAACAGUUCCUUAGAAGACGCUGUCCGUCAGAAAGACAUUACAAUAAAACAUUUUGAAUUGCAGCUUAAAAAAUCAUUACAGCAAAACGAGGAAUUAGAGUAUCAAAUAAUUGCUCUUAGAUCAAAACAAUGUCCGUGUUGUGACACAAAUGUGCAUUUAGAUUUCUCUGCGAAAAAAUCACCCGUAAAAAAAUCAUCUAAAUGUGUAAAACAGUAUACCAACAAAAAAGUCGGACAUCGAGACUAUGCCGAUCGGCAGUUGAUGUUGGAAAGAAUAAUCGAUCACAAAGAUAAACGGAUCGCUCACUUGUCUAAAGAGGUUACAAGACUGUCUGCAAUUGAAAAAGACUUGACUAACAAAAUGUAUCGACUUUCUAAACUUUUACCUAAGUCACACAUGCCUUCAGAAGUGUUAGUUGAUUGCUUAUUGAAAGAAAUUCAAAGCUUAGAGUCCCAGAUACAAUCAUGUAAUAAUAAAAAUGAUAAAAUUGCGAGUCUGAGUGACAAGACAAAUAUACCAGAUAUCUUUCCCGGAACUUCCAAUUCAAAAGAGAAUAUACCAGUUGGUUCAAAGCACAUUUCUUUGGAUAGGAUGCAAAAGAGAAUUAACACUCCAAUGGAUGGUAAAUCAACUUAUAGCUUAAACUCAUUGUUUGAUGAUAUUAAUGAACUCAAAUAUGUAUUUUUGAAUGAAAAUGAAAAAUUCCAGCACAGCUUGAAUCGCGAUCACAUGAGGCGUGAUGUAAUCAGAGUGGAAUAUAAUGAUAUUAUAAACAAGUUAAAUGGUAUUGCUGAAUCUAUUCAAAAUAUUAUUAAAGUUGAUUCGUCUUUUCAAGACAAACAAUCAUCAGAAAAUGAAGUAGAUAAAGUUAUAUUGCAGUUACGAAAAGAUCUGCAAGACAAUUUAGAACUGUCUUCUGGGUAUAAAAAUGAGAAUGAAUGCUUACGGAAAAAAGUCAUUGAGCUGACCCAAAAGCUGUUACAAUCAGAAAGAGAUAAGAUUGAUUUUACUGAUAAGUCUGUCCAAGUUGUCAAUGAUAAUUUGCCUGUCACUCGUUCUGACUUCAAAUAUCCAGCUCAAGAUGACUUGGAAAAGUUAAGAGAGCAGCUAGACUUAAAAAAGUCUGAAUUAGAUUCUGCUCGUAAUUAUAUCAAAUCUCAACAAAAUUUUAUUUUAGAACUACAGAGUAGUCUUCAGAAGAGUGACAGUCACGAGUCUGUAAAUUCGCAACCAGUCAGAGCUGCACGACAAAUGGAAAUACCAAUCCACAGAAGUUCACAAGUUCCAUCUGCAAUUGCAACUAACUUUGGAAGCAAUUUUCCUGCUGCAAAAAAUUUCGCUGAUCAAGGUUUUGAAGUUCCCUCAAUAUCCUCUAAUGAUUCUUCUGAUAGUUGCAUAUUACAUUCAUGCAGUAAUGAUAAAAGAGUCAAAUCAUUAGAAACAAAAUUAAACGUGUCCGAAAAGAGCAUCAAAAGUCUCGAGACUCUUAUUGAAAAUCUUCAAGCCCAAAAUGCCGCAUUGACAGAAAAUAAUGGCCAGUUAUAUGUUGAUUUAAGUAAAGCUAAAAGUGAAAAAGCUUUGCUGGAGAAAAAUAAAGACAUAUAUUCUUCGCUAAAGUUAAGGAUGAAUGAUUUAAAUAGAGAAUGUGAUGAAAUGAGGGAUGAAAAUCAGGAGCUUUGUGAUAAAAAUACCCGAUUGGAGAAAGAAAAAAGAAUUCUGGAGGAAAAAUUACAAACUUGUGAAACAGAGAGAAAAUCUUUAAAUUCAAGUAAAUCUUCAUUUCAAAUGAAGUUAGAUGAGGCAAACAAACACAAUGAAUCACUAGAGGAAAAUCUAACCGAGUUACAGAAUGAAAUAACGAGUUUAAGAGAAGAAAACAAAAAAUUAAAAUCGAGUAAUCUAAACAGAGAUUAUAAUGAAAAAAUUUUACACAUGCAGCAAGCCCUUAAACAAAAAGAAAAUGAAGUUGACGAUUUAAAAGAAGAGAUGCAUGCCCUAGAGACUCAAGCGUUACAGAUGAACAGUUAUCGAAGGCACUUCCGAAAUGAGUUGAAAAAACUGUGUGAUGCUUUAAUGGAAGAAAGUGACACCAACGUUAGCUCUGCACAGAGUAAAGCUAUCUAUAAAGCUGCUAUACUUCGCUCUCUUAAAGCUUUAUUACAGUUGGAUAUAAAUGAUGAUAAUCUUACGGAUUCUUCAAAUAGUGCAUUGGAUGAAAUAAGGAAUCAAUAUAACAUAUACCUCACGGAGGUAAAACGCAUUAGCGAAUUACUUUCAAUCAAAAACCAACAAAGAGAGGAAUUAUUGAGGGAAUAUAUAAACAUUGAUGAUUUUGGAGAAGUAGAUGCUUAUCUUAGUCUUGAAAGAAAUUUAUCUGGGAGUUCUAAUUCAGCUUCUGGUGAGGAAUCACCACCCAUAAUUCCAACUGUUUCAGGAGUGGGAUCAAUAUCUUCUAGUGUGCAAUCAAUGCCAGUUAUUUCAGUAGCAUCUGGCAUCAGAUCAAUACCAGUUGUAUCAUCUUCUGGUGUUCAAUCUAUACCUCACAUUUCAACAGUCUCUGGUAUAGGAUCAAUACCAGUUGUGUCAUCAUCUUCUGGCAUAAGAUUCGCACCUUAUGUUUCAUCAGCUUCUAGAGUUGGGUCGAUACCUGUUAUUUCAACUGCUUCUGGAGUUGGAUUAGUACCCGUUAUUUCAACUGCUUCUAGAACAGGAUCUGCUUCUUCUGCAGAAGGUGUUGGAUUUUCAUCUGGAACGCAUACACAUGUUAAUGAGGAAAGGAUUCAAACGGAAAACAAUACCAUUCAAAACUAUGCUGGAUCAAUGUCGGAAGUGAUGAAAACUUUGCAAGAAGACCUGCAGCGUCAAAAGAACGUAACUGCCUUUUUUGUGUCCAAAUGUGUGAAUCUUGAACAGCAGCUCAAAUCGGAACACGAUUUUAAAUGCCGAAAUGAAAGAGAUAAUGCAUCACAUGAAGAGUUCAUGAAAGAAUUUAAAAAGCAAUUGAAAGAAAAAGACCAUAGGAUAAGUCGUUUGGAACAGCAGUUUGUUAGUUUACAUACAGAAAAAUCAAGUGUCGAGAUUGGUAUGGAGCAACAAAAAAGUGAAAUAGAAUGGUUGGUGAAUAAAAAUAGACAGUUAUUUGAAAAAGUGACAGCAACUGAAACUGAGUUAUGUAAGUCCAAAGAAGAAAAGAGUCGAAUUAUAAAUGAAGUUGAUCAUCUGAAACGUGAAUUAAUUAAUAAAAAGUAUGAAUAUGCAAAAGUUGAAAAUGAAGUCAAACAUUUACGAGAACAUAUAGCACAUUGUGAAUCAAGUGCUUCGAUUAGAUAAUUAAGGGAUAAAUAUUUCAUCUACUUGUUCAUAAAACUUUUUGCAUAUCAUGCUUAUUAUCAUUGAAAUAUUUGUCGUAAUUUUAUUUUUUUUCCUUCGAUUUUGACGAAAAUUUAGAAAUUGGUGUUUUUAUUUUUAAAUUACUUAUAAAAUUAUUUUAUAAUAAAUUAUAUUGAUCAUUUUAACUUAUUUUGAAUUUUGUUUAUUGUGACAUGAAACUAAUUUCUAUCUAUUUUUUAUUUUCAAAUGUUCCUAGUAGUGUAUGUGAUAUGUAUCUAUUAAUUUAAAUAUAUGUUUUUUUGAAGUAUAUCUAUAUAUUUGUAUAGUUAAACUAGUGCUACUGCCAUGAAGUUAACAAGCAUAUAGUGUUAAUUAUUUCUUGUAAAUCAUCUGCAAUGUGAUUGAAUAAAAAAGUUGUUUAUCAAUAAUUGAAUUCUAUAUUAAGAUACUUUUUUUUUAAAUGUUUAAAUCUAUCAAGUGUUCUACAAAUGUUAUUGGUACUUUAAUAAGUAUUUGAAUUGGAUGCA
Parasteatoda tepidariorum (common house spider) is the source of this 4186-nucleotide messenger RNA. RefSeq names its product putative leucine-rich repeat-containing protein DDB_G0290503. NCBI's taxonomy places the organism in Eukaryota, Metazoa, Arthropoda, Arachnida, Araneae, Theridiidae. The record is from RefSeq and is a predicted model, not a curated record.